AGUUUUAAUAAAAAAGAUUUUUUUUUUAACAUUUCAGUGUAUUGAACGCACUAUUUCUAAAAAUAUAUUACAAUUUUUCCUUUAUUAACUAUUACUCCGGGGCACCAUUUAGCAUUUUUCAUAUUUCUUUUAUUGAAGUUCGUAGAAAGUAUAUGUAACGUAUAGUAUCCGUAAUACUUGCUGAAAAAUCUUAGUAGUGACAAAAAUAUUAUCUUUAUCAUCCAUGGAUUUGAAAGACAUUUAAACUUGAUAUCUCCAAUUUAUAACACAUAUAUUAGAAUUUAAACUUGACAUCUCCAAUUCAUAACACAUAUAGUAUACAUUUAAAUUGACAUCUCUAAAUUCAUAGCACAAAUAUUUGUUAUUGAAUGUCUCAUGUUAAUCCUUCCAGCAAGGACUUAUUAUCAAAUAAAUUUGAUCAUCUCAAAUCGAUCUAUAUAAAGAAGAGAUUGUUUGUUCUUUUUCUUCGUCUAUCACCGCCAUGACUAGAAAAAAGGUGAAACUCGCAUUCAUAAUCAAUGAUUCUGCGAGGAAGGCGACAUUCAAGAAAAGGAAGAAAGGUCUAAUGAAAAAGGUUAGUGAACUUAGUACUCUUUGUGGAAUUGAUGCUUGUGCUAUAAUUUAUAGUCCAUACGAUCCUCAGCCAGAGGUUUGGCCAUCUCCAUUAGGAGUCCAAAAGGUACUUUCAAAAUUUCGAAGAAUGCCCGAAUUGGAGCAAAGUAAAAAGAUGGUGAAUCAAGAGAGUUUCUUGAGGCAGAGGAUUCAAAAGGCGAAAGAUCAAUUAACAAAACAAAGAAAGGAUAAUAGAGAAAAGGAAAUGACCCAAUUAAUGUUUCAAUAUCUUAGUGCUGAUAAAAUUAUGCCGAAUAUAAGUAUGGUUGAUUUGAAUGAUAUGGCAUGGUUGAUUGAUCAAUAUUUAAAAGAUAUCAAUAGAAGGAUUGAAUCAUUAACCAAGAAUGGUCAGGGUCAAGGUCAAGGUCAAGGUCAACCUCAAAUGGUAGCACCAACAAUGGCGAUUAAUGGUGUGGCUAAGAUUGAAGAUAAUGGACAAGGGAGUAAUGGACAUGGUAAUAAUGUUUUGGAUAUGAACAUGGAUGCUAUGCAAAAACAACAUUGGUUUAUGAAUUUGGUGAAUCAAGGUGGUGGUGGUGAUGAGGCAGCUCCUUUGAGUGAUGUUAAUAAUCACCAAAAUGGCUUUUGGCAAAACCAAUUUUUCCAUUGAAGAGAUGUGUGAUUGUUAUCAUUGUUUUAUAUUUGCUUGUUGCUAUCAUUGUGUUUUAUUAUGAAUAAGAGACUGUGGCUUUAUGAUCUAUGGUCUAGGUUAUGCAUGUUUAUUUUCUUUGUUUCACCACUUUGGAUCUAUCUUAUUUAAUAUUUUU
Messenger RNA from Trifolium pratense (red clover), 1379 nucleotides. RefSeq names its product agamous-like MADS-box protein AGL80. Lineage: Eukaryota; Viridiplantae; Streptophyta; Magnoliopsida; Fabales; Fabaceae. The coding region runs from base 482 to 1222 and encodes 246 amino acids. The record is from RefSeq and is a predicted model, not a curated record. Gene Ontology annotation, molecular function: protein dimerization activity; DNA-binding transcription factor activity, RNA polymerase II-specific; RNA polymerase II cis-regulatory region sequence-specific DNA binding. The transcript has a single exon. Gene Ontology annotation, biological process: positive regulation of transcription by RNA polymerase II.